AUGACUCUCACUCACCGUUCCAGAGGCAUGGAGGCGUCACGGAGGAUCAAGAAACGCUCGUCCAAUGCCUGCCAAAGAUGCCGCCGACAAAAGAUCAAAUGCUCGGGUUCGCAGCCCUGCAACACGUGCAACAAACGCAAGUUGACCUGCACCUUCGAUGAUCGCGAGCAGAAAGUCUUGGUAACCAGGGGGUACAUCGAAGACCUCCAGGCUCGCGUCGCCCAGUUAGAACGCGGCGAUGAGAUUUUCAGUCCGCAAAGCCACGAAGCUGACCCCAUUCCGGAUGACGAAACCAUCCUGACCGAACCUCCAAACAUCGAAACCACUGACCUGACCAACCCCCUAUCCACCGGUCCUUCGACAUUCAUGACUUCUGUCACGGGGCGGGUCUUCUACCUAGGAACCUCGUCGAACUGGUCCUUUGCCCGCAAGAUCCUCAGCAUGACCCACGAGCACCUCUACCAGUCCCCGCUGCCCACGGGGAGUCUGCGCUUCGAUGCGGCCACGUAUGACCUGGGGUGGGAUGGGAUGCGACUGAGCAUGCCCGAGCUGCCGAUGGCGCCCACCCUGGACUUCUCGCUGUACCUCAUCACGGCUGUCAAGUUCCACGCCGGCCAGCUGUUCCACCUGUUCGACGAGGAGAGCUUCAUGGGCGGGCUGUAUGCCUUUCACGAGGACCCACACCAGCAGAUGGCCACGUCGGGGCUCUGGUACAUCCACUACCUCCUCAUCCUGGCCUUUGGAAAGGCCUUUGUCGUGCAAAAGGCCCAGGACGGUCGACCGCCGGGGUAUGAGUUCUUCAUCAAGGCGCUGCAGCUGCUGCCCGAUACGACGCGGCUGUCUCGCGAUCCCAUCAUCGCCACGGAGAUUCUCUGCUGCAUCGCACUGUAUCUGCACUCGAUGGACUACCGGAAUUCGGCCUAUGAUUUUAUCGGACAAGCCCUUCGAAUCGCCCUGGCGCAGGGCAUGCACACGAAUAUGCCGGAAGACCUCGGAUACGCCUGCGUGCAGCGAUGUCGACGCAUCUGGUGGACAAUAUACGUGCUGGACCGCCAGAUGACGUCGCUGAUGGGGCUGCCGCAGUCGAUCCAAGACGACCAGGUGUACGAUCUGAUGCCGUCGUACCCGGGGUCGCCGCAGCGGGCGGCGGCGCUGAGCAUGCAGAUCAAGAUGUGUCAGAUCAUCGCGGAGAUCAACCGCACGGUAUACGGCCCCGACGGUCGAUUGAAUCGGAAAUUCCUGGUGCGCACCAAAGCGGCGCUGGCCAGCACGGCGGAUCUGGCGAACGAACUGCGGCAGUCGCACGAUCUCCGUCUGGAGGAGGCGUCCAUCAGUGGCGUGUCUCGGCUGUCGGCCCAUCUCCAUUUGCUCUAUCAUCAGUGCAUCGUCCUGGCGACGCGGCCGUUGCUUUUCUGUUCUCUCAAAAUCCGCCUCCAAUCCCCCGACCGGUGCAUGGCGCUGCAAUCGUCGCCGACGGUGCGCCGACUGCUGCAAGUGUGUCUGGACUCGGCGCAGCAGAUGCUGAAUAUCCUGGCCAGUCUACAUGAACAGAACCUCCUCGACAGUUUCCUCCCCUUCGACCUCGAAUCCACCUUCGUCUCCAGCGUCAUCCUGCUGGCCGCCGGCCCUGCCACGGCCGGUCUUCUGGACCCCGGGCCCAGCUGGGUGGAGCGCGGGACGCCGAUCCUGGACGAGAUGGUGACGCGCGGCAACCGCAUCGCAGCGUACAACCGCAGCGAGCUGGAGCAGCUGCGCGGGAUGCUGGGGCAGCUGGACGACAAGACGAUCAGCCAGGGGGGCAUGCCGUCGCCGCAGAUCGAGUGUGGCAUGCCGGAGGGAUUAACGACGGCGGAGAUCCUGGCGGUGGCAGAGUCGAUCGACACGGGGGAUGUGGAUUGGAUCGCGCAUGCGGUGACGGAGAAUAGUAUCUGGUAG
Messenger RNA from Aspergillus steynii IBT 23096, 1935 nucleotides. RefSeq names its product Zn(II)2Cys6 transcription factor. Gene Ontology annotation, biological process: DNA-templated transcription; regulation of DNA-templated transcription. The record is from RefSeq and is a predicted model, not a curated record. Gene Ontology annotation, molecular function: zinc ion binding; DNA-binding transcription factor activity, RNA polymerase II-specific; DNA binding. The transcript is spliced from 9 exons. Bases 1 to 1935 code for a protein of 644 amino acids. NCBI's taxonomy places the organism in Eukaryota, Fungi, Ascomycota, Eurotiomycetes, Eurotiales, Aspergillaceae.